This is a messenger RNA of Boleophthalmus pectinirostris (great blue-spotted mudskipper), 3318 nucleotides long. RefSeq names its product phosphoinositide 3-kinase regulatory subunit 5-like. The coding region runs from base 714 to 3302 and encodes 862 amino acids. Gene Ontology annotation, cellular component: phosphatidylinositol 3-kinase complex, class IB. Gene Ontology annotation, molecular function: 1-phosphatidylinositol-3-kinase regulator activity. The record is from RefSeq and is a predicted model, not a curated record. The transcript is spliced from 19 exons. Lineage: Eukaryota; Metazoa; Chordata; Actinopteri; Gobiiformes; Gobiidae. Gene Ontology annotation, biological process: G protein-coupled receptor signaling pathway; positive regulation of MAP kinase activity.
AAUUAGAAUGCCAAUGCUGUUCCAGUGGUGCCCUCAAACAGAAAUGGGGGAAGUGAUGCUCAGGCUUUUACUGGUUUUAUUACCCAGCAUGCCAUGUUCCGCAAUAGGUCUACUGACACGAGUUGAACUUGCUUGAGCAGAGAAACAAACAAAAAACAAACCACACAAUCGUGCAACCCACACACUGCUGUCUGUCAGAAGUGCUGACUCUUUGUGGUGAUGACGUUUACAGCGACAUCAGUUCCCAUUGGGCACCAUCGUUUAGAUCAAUGAUUUAAAAUGUCCAAAUUAUAACACAAUGAUCCAUAGGUGUCAUAGAUUAUAACUAUAGUAGACACAUGCACAAUAUUUCUUCCUUAACUGUUUCUAAACUUAACCUAAUCAUAUACAUAUACAACAUAUCACACAUCCUUGAAGACACCCGUCUUCUCUUAAAUACAGACCAGACAGUGUUGAGUCAACACACUCCUUUUGGUGCAGAGGAUGUGACCCUGGCAUUGUUUUCUUGACUGAUCUGAGGGGGUUGUGGACACAGAUCUGACCUGAAUCCACAAGUUUAGAACAGUGUUUUGUCACUGUGCCUGCAUCAACAGUAUAACACCAGGUUUAGAUGUUCAUCUUAAUGACCAACAACAAAUGCAUGAUUGACAUUUCAAAUACAUUUUAAGGAAUAAACUGUCAAUUUCCACUCAUGCUUCUGCUUCAAUAGCUGAAUGACACUUUUGCCCCAUUUGAAAUUCUGUGUCUCUCAGCGGUUUUUUAGAAGAAAAAAAUACAGAAGUGGCGUCUUCAAACCAAGUCAGAUGGAGCAGGCAGAGCAGAGUUCGUGCACUGAGGACCGCAUUGAACACGUCCUGGAGAGAUGCCUGUGCGACCUCGGACUAGACACUCCUGAUAAACAGCUCUGGAAUGCUGGACUGUGUAUCAACCGUUGGUGCUUGGAAGAACUGGUGAAAAGGGACUCUCAAAACUCUGUCAUCCUCCUGAACAAAAUCCUGCAUAAAACUGAAGAGGUGUUAGAGCGGUGUGAGUAUGACCUGGUGGUGCCUUUAACUCUCCUCUUCACCUCUGCUCUUUUAAAAGCCCCUCACGUGCCCGCAGACUGUGGGCUGCUGCAGGAUGCCUACUCUCUGUUCCACUGUUUCCUGUCGUGGCCUGAGCCCUGCAGCUCGGCUUGUCGCCGUCUGCUGCUCGUCCUGCAGCGGGAGCUCAGGGCGCCAGGUAUAUCCUUCCAAAGACUGGUGAGGACAGAGCAUGGGCUUCCUUGUAACCCUCACAGUUCGAAAACCAUGACAGUCCUGUUAGUGAGUCCAGAGGAAGACACCCCCCCAGAGGUGAAGUGUGCCUCUCUCCAGCUCAGUGCGUCCCAGACCUGCAGCAGAGACAUCUCCAUCAGCCUGAUUCUCCACGCUCUGCAGGCAGCACAAGAGACUGUGGACCUGUCAGCGGUGCAGUCAGAACUACAGAAAAAGUCCUCUGAAGAGUUGGAUCAGCUCCUGGAGACACUGACUGUGAGUUUGGAGCAGAGUGCCUCCACAGACGACCUGUCCAAAGCCCGACAGACCUUGCGUCACACCGUUAGUGCUCUACAAGAGGAACUCAUUGGAACAUUGCAAACAUCCUCUAAUAUAGGUACAACUGAAGGUUUGAUACUACCUCUACCAAAAUGUCACAUAAGCACUUGGGAAAGCAACAAUUUUGACUUUCUUCAUGAUAUUGUAUUUGGUGAUGUGUCUGACCCUGAUUCCCUCGAGGAGUGCUUCCUAAACGGCGACCUUGAUGACGCUAUUGUGGAUGAGGAAGAUGAGACUGAAGCAAACCAACAAAAUGACUUUACAAAUAAUCGCAUCUCCACUGUGUCAUCUAUGUCUGCAGACUCAGUGUUCUCUGGUCACUCCCUGUCCUCCAGCUGGUCUGUGUCCACUGUGUCCUGCUCUUCUGGGGUGGACUGUGAUUUCAGUGAAGAACAAGAACAUGAUGAACCACAAAAACAGAGACAGAAACCCAAGAAGAAAUCCAAGUCUUUUCUGGGUGUGCAGAGGUUUUCUUUAUUGUUUAAAACUCCUCGUAGCCCGUUGCUCUGUCGUCGGGUUCAGAGCAUGGGCUGUAGAACUGAUCUAUCUAAAAACAAACCACAGCUCAAUCCCUCCUUAAGGCAGAAUCCAGCAUCAGACAGCUCUCCACAGAAGCAUUUAUGUAUGCGUAGGAGGCCCAUCUUGAGCUGUGAUCUGACAGAGGAGCCCGAGCAGGUGAUCCAGGUCCGAGUGGUGGUCUUUGGAGGGGAUAAAGAGUUGGGGAGGCUGGCUCGAGCAUACACAGACCUCCAGGAUAGAGACAGUAAACAUGGACAACUUACAAAAAGAUGCAAACUACGCUUUUAUUUUGUACCUACCAGAAGACAAAAUGUGGGAACUCAAGCAUUUGGAGAAACAGCAGAUGAGGGUGCAACUUCUGUGGAUGUCAUUCCAGAAAGCAGCAGUAAUGUAGCUCACAUGUUGGGAAUGAUGGAUCCUUGGUACGAACGCAAUGUCCUCAGUCUGCUCAGCCUAUCUUCUGACAUUCUCUGUCAGAGUGCAAGUAAAGAUAGUGAUGAUUCAGGAUACUGUGUCCCUACAGUGCGUCCUUCUUUGCUGGCAGAAAUGGUUCUGUACUACUGUCGACAUGCUGAUGAGACCAUCCUGGUGCAGCUCUAUCAGGCCGAGCUGACUCUGUCCGGAGGAGAGAAUAGAGUGGAGUUGUUUGUUCAUUCUCUGGAGCUGGGACACUCUGCAGGGACCAGAGCUGUGAAGGCCAUGGGUGCUGUCAGCAAACGCCUCGGGAUAGAUGAUGAGCAAGAGGCAGCUCCUUUAACAUUAAACAUGGCUUACAAUAAGGUUGCUAUCAGUGGCAGAAGUCAGUGGAUUCAAGUUGAGAAAGUUUGUACAUCAAUAAAUUUGUACAAAGCCUGCAGGAAACAUGAGCAGUUGGAGAGUCUUCAGCUGAUGAUUGCAGAGGUUGUAAACAGGCAGUGCUCCAAAUCUAAAAGAAACUUCAAUCAGUUCUGCAUAUCAGAGAUGAAGGUGGACCAGGUCCAGGUGCAUGCUGGGAGUGAGGGCACUACUUUUGCUGUGUGUCUUGAUCAGGAUGAGAAGAAGUUCUUUCAAAGUGUUGUGAGGUGUGAAGUGUCUCUGUGCAGCAAACCAGGCUCCUCUUCAGACUGGAAGACCUACAGCAUACGUCCAGGACAAGUACAGCCCCUGCACCCGUCCUACUGCUCCUUGCUUUGCCUGCCCCUCUGCUCCUUCUGCCCCUCUCAGCACUGAUCUGCCCCUCAACUCC